GUCUCAUCAGACAUCAGUAAGGGAGAAACUCUCAGGUGCAUGUCGGCUGACAUGGAGGGGUUCUCCAGACGUUUGCUGUUGUGCUUGUUGUUGUGUUUGAUCAACACAGCUUAUGCAAAUACCACUCCUUCAAUCGAUGUCACCACUUAUACUAUAUGUGUAGACAUCCCACCUGGUGAAUAUGCGUUCACCAUCACUGCAUCAGAUUUAGAAAAUGAGCAGCUGACUUACACAAUCACUGGGAUCAAUGCUGGAUACUUCACAGUUGAGGCAAACACAGGGGUAGUAAGAGUGAGAAGACCACUAAAUAGACAGGAGUAUACGAUGGAUCUCAUAGCUGUUGUCUCUGAUGGCACCACUUCUGAUUCAGCGGACCUACUUAUAAUAUUAACGCCCACCAACAGCUAUGUACCUCUUUUUGAAGAGGCUUCAUAUGAUUAUGACUGUCCAGAAAAUACUGCUGUAGGUUCCUCUCUGUUCAAGGUGAAGGCCACUGAUGACGACACAGGGUUUGCUGGCACUAUUAAAUACAGUAUCGAUGAAGUUGUCCCAAGUUCUGGUUCAGGUCUGUUUACCAUCGAUGCGUCAAGUGGUGAAGUCAGAUUAGCUGGAGGUCUGAAUUACACACAUCUUGAUACUUUCUACAGGUUGAAGAUAAAUGCAACUGAUGGUGGAGGGAAGUGUCAUUUUCCUGACACCACAUACUUAUCAAGUGCUACCUUUGCUGUCAUUACGGUUGAAGACGUCCCAGACAUCGACCCAGUGUUCAUCAACGUUCCCUACAUAGGGAGUGUUAAAGAGCACUCUCCCCCAGAACAGCCUGUGCUUGAAGUGACCGCCAUAGAUCCGGACACAGGAGUCAAUGCUGACAUCAUCUAUAGCAUCGAAGAUUCCACAAUUGAUGGCCUUUUUGAGAUCUCACCCGCUGGUCUUAUAUCUGUGCUAUCAGAUAUUGACAGAGAGGAUUUAGACACAGACACUGUUACCCUGACUGUGAAGGGCACUGAGUCUGUCCAAAACACUGACGGUGUCUUUGCCAGCACCACAACGAGCGUAGAGAUCAACAUCAUCGACAUCAACGACAAGCCUCCAAAGUUUUACGUGUGUGGAUCCACCUGUGAAGAGGAAAGCCACUAUACUGUAGAGGUCUUAGAGAACUCUCAGGGGUCUAUUCCUAUCAACAUGACAGUCAAAGAUCUGGAUCAGUUUCCAAGCACUAAACUGACCCUGGGAGGAGCUGACAAGGAUGUGUUUGGGGUGGAGCCUCAGGUUACCACGUCAGAACGGGCCGUUCAGCUCGUGGUCAUGCAAUCCCAAAAACUGGACUAUGAGAAAACACAGUUAAUGAUCGUAGAGGUGAUUGCCACAGAUCAAGAUGAUGAAAGCUUCCGGUCCACGGCUACAGUAACUAUCCACAUCAAGGACACCAACGACAACAACCCCAAGUUUCCAGAGCAAUCGUACAGCUUGAAUGUGAGCGAGCACUCCCCGAUUGGGACAGUAGUGGCCCAGAUUACGGCAGAGGAUCCUGACACCAUGGAUCAAGGCAAUAUCACCUACCAUCUUCUUCCAGAGAGCAUACGGGCGUAUUUUGAUGUGGAGGAAGAUACAGGCAUAGUUUAUGUGAAAAGCGAAGAACUUCUGGACAGAGAGCUCAGAUCUCUGUAUUCUGCAACUCUGGAAGCAAGGGACUCUGACGGCAAGCCAGGCACCACGGUACUGGAGAUCACUUUGUUAGACAUCAACGACCAGCCUCCAGUCAUCAACAGAGAAUCUUACCAGGAGUUUAUCAAGGAGGGUGGACAGCUUGAAGUAAAGAUACAGGCUACUGAUGCAGAUAAGCCAGACACAAAAAACAGUCAGAUUGUGUAUGGAAUAGAAACCAGCAGGUACAGCGAUCUCUUCACCAUUGAUCCAGACACUGGUGUGCUGACAAACAGCGGUGAGCUUGACCGUGAGGCUCUGGAUAAGGCACUGGAUGGAAGAAUUGAGCUUAAUGUUACUGCCACUGACAAGGGUGUUCCUCCGCUAUCCACCACUGUCACAAUUAUCAUCAAUGUAGAUGAUGUCAAUGACAACAAACCACAAUUUGGCAAACCCUCUUAUGAGUUCUCUGUUAAGGAAGGAGAAAAAGGUGCAUUUGUGGGCUCUGUUACCGCUGAGGAUUUGGACCAAACAACAGACUUUAACCGCAUUUCUUUCAGCAUCAUUGAUGGAAGCUUUGGCAGCUUCAUCAUACGCUCUUACCCAAUGGAGCAAGGCUACAUUGGGAACAUCACCGUAAACCCCGACAUUGAGCUGGAUUAUGAGAGUGCACGCCAGAAAUUCACAUUACGGGUGGAGGCAGCAGAUCUUGAGCAGGAGAGCGCUGAAGUGACGGUGGUUGUGAAUGUGGUUGAUGUGAACGAUGAGCGGCCUGAGUUCAGCCCAAUAGAUCCUGUGUCGGUGAAGGAGAACACCUCCAUCGCUGAGGCUGUUGGGAGAUUUUUGGCCCGUGAUAAAGACACAAUCCACCAUCUGGUGUAUGAGCUAGAAUCCAUGACAUGCCGAUGUGGCGAAUCUAUGACACCCUGUAGUUACUUCAUCCUGCUCCCAACAGGGGAAGUUACACUAAACCAUGAGCUCAAGGUGGAUUAUGAAGAAUGUGACCAGGUUCUGAUAGAGGCACAGGUGGUGGACGAGCUCACAGAGAAAGGAGAGAACAACAGUGCCACAACAGGAUUAAUGGUGAUCAACAUUGAAGACAUUAACGACAACGCCCCAGAAUUCAUUUACUCUGAUGCUGUUUAUGUUGUGGUGUCAGAGAGUGCAAGUAAGGGAUUGUCGGUUGCAGGAGUCACUGCCACAGACCGGGACUCUGAAAUAAAUCAGCAGGUCGAGUUUGAAGUCACUAAAGUUGAAUUUGAAGACAGCAGCAAUAAAAUAAAGGACAUGGAAAUACUGUUCCAGGCGAUCACCACUAAGCAAAAUGAAAUUUUCAUAGGAAGAAUUGAAACCGUCCAGGGGCUUGAUGAGACACUGAAGGGGAAGUAUUUGGUGACAGUCUCUGCAACUGAUGCUGGCGGCCUCUCCAGGAGCACCGUACUAGAGAUUUUCACUAUUGAUGAGACGUACCAAGUCGAACUUGAAUUUUCGUCCAGUAAGCAAGACGUUGAAGCUAAAAUCGAAGAUAUUAGGAGGGCACUGAUUGCUGCCACCAAAGCUUCUGUUGAAAUUGUUUCAGUCAACGAUCUCACAGAAACAUCAAGGGAAACAAGUAAAUCUGUUGUUGUGGCAUACUUUGUGUAUACAAACGGCACGGCGCUCACCUCUGACGCUGUUGAGAAGAUGAUCUCUGCACCUGAACAUGUCCAUAUUCUGGAAGACCUUGGACUCACAAAUAUUGGGACCGCUCCUGUGCCUGAAGCACCAGAUAUUUUGAAGUUUGCCUUGUUCGGCGUGCUGGCAGGCCUCAUUGUUGUGCUGGCUAUUCUCACCACUUCCUUAAUGUGCACUCGCAGAAACUUCAAGAGGAAGCUAAAGGCAGCCAAAGCCAUGAACUCCGCCUCCAUGGUGACCUCUGACAACCAGAAAAGUGGUCCUGUGGUGCCUGGAACAAAUAAAUACACCAUGGAUGGGGCAAAUCCUGUUCUCAACCUGAACAUUGACACCACCCUGGUCCUGGACUUGGACGAAGAGAGCUCUGAUGUGGACAAAGUCAGCCUCAACUCCCUCGACUACAGUGAUGACAUGAUCCUUCCUGAAAAGGAUACAAAACCAUUCAUGAACAUGAUCCAGGAGGAGGAUGAAGAAGAAGAGGGCACCGCUGGACCUCCAGAGUACAUAGAGCCUCUGGGUGCAGUGCUUGCCCAGCGGGGCCCAAAGAAAGACUCAGUGAAUUCUCGUCAGGGUUAUGGUAACCCUACGUUCAGCACCACAGACUUGUGAUGGAGAAAACGACAACUGGGAGCCUGCAGUAGGCCUCUAUAGGCACACGCUGCUCCUCUGUACAAUCAGGCUGACCAAAUUAUGAGUAGAAAACAAUGGACUCUUCCUCUCAAAUAACCUUUUGUUCUGGCCCAUGGUAAUAUUACAUGGUAUGUAUGCACAUGAUUUACAGCCUUGAGAGUGAUGUGUUUCAUAAAUUAUGUUAAGGAAAAUGUAAACCAAAAAUAUGGGAGGUAACAAUGAGUUGACUGUUCCCAAUAUUUGGGACAAAGAUAUGGGAUCUAACUCUGAACAGGAAGGUAAAAAAAGCACACAUUUCUCUUUUCAUCUGAUGAAUAAAUCAUUUGACUGAAGCAUGGAAAGUAAUAAAACAAUUGCUUGUUGUUGCACAUGUAAAUUUUGUUAUUUUUUGUAAAUAUACAAAGUGAGAUUUUAAAAAAGUUUGAUUUACAUUGUAAUGGGCUUUGCUAAAUGUUAUAUCAACACUCAAUGUUAAUUUUGUUGCAGCUGAUGCUAUGAAAAAUAAAGUCCAAAAAGAGGAAGCAAAAUACACUGCAGACUGUUUCUUAUAUAUGACUGCAUGUCUGCUAAAACAAAGAGACUUUUACAUGUUUGCUUUAUGGUGUUUGCGAUUAAUGAUGCUGAAAUAAAAUCUCCUUCAGUGACUUUGUGACUCUCUCUAAAGCAGUUGUUUCUUGAAAUGUUUACUGACAUCUAAAUGAAUGUAUCACAAGGGCAAUCUGUGAAUAAAACCUGUUUAAAUGUU
Messenger RNA from Cheilinus undulatus (humphead wrasse), 4693 nucleotides. It is a transcript of the gene cdhr2, whose product is annotated as cadherin related family member 2. Gene Ontology annotation, molecular function: calcium ion binding. Gene Ontology annotation, cellular component: plasma membrane. The transcript has 31 exons. NCBI's taxonomy places the organism in Eukaryota, Metazoa, Chordata, Actinopteri, Labriformes, Labridae. Bases 40 to 3927 code for a protein of 1295 amino acids. Gene Ontology annotation, biological process: homophilic cell-cell adhesion. The record is from RefSeq and is a predicted model, not a curated record.